Messenger RNA from Striga asiatica, 3787 nucleotides. NCBI's taxonomy places the organism in Eukaryota, Viridiplantae, Streptophyta, Magnoliopsida, Lamiales, Orobanchaceae. The record is from the annotation of a GenBank genome assembly.
AAAAAAUUAAAGCAGUUGAGAAAAGCUCUACCUCCGGAGAAGCCGGCAUCCAACGACCUAUACCUCCGGCGACAUAGCAACGCUUUAAUUUCUUGGUUUCUUUGUCCCCUUCCUCAUCUCACGGAGAAAUCCGCUUCCGUCCACCUCUCUUACUCCGGCGAACCAGCUUCCGUCGAUGAACCAGGGUAGCUGAUAGAAUCGCGAUCCUGUUUAUUCACCCCAAUAACUCAAUUUAAGGAGCCCGAUGGCUCAGUAGGAUUCUGAUUGUGUUGAAGAGUUUCCGAAUUUGAGCUGAAGAAGAAAUGGAGCCCAGGCGGCAUGUAUUCUCGGUCGACCUGCUGGAGAGGCACGCCGCCAAGGGACGUGGAGUGAUUACAUGUAUGGCCGCCGGGAAUGACGUCAUUGUGCUGGGUACGAGCAAAGGCUGGGUCAUCCGCCACGAUUUUGGCGUCGGCGAUUCCUUUGAUAUUGAUCUGUCUGUUGGGAGACUCGGGGAGCAGUCGAUCCACAGGGUUUUUGUUGAUCCUGGUGGCAGUCACUGCAUUGCAACUGUAGUUGGUGGUGGAACUUCAGAUACUUUUUAUACUCAUGCAAAGUGGGCUAAGCCUCGCAUUUUGAGCAAAUUAAAAGGUCUCAAUGUGAACGCUGUUGCUUGGAAUAAGCAGCAUAUUACAGAAGCAUCCACGAGAGAAAUUAUUCUUGGAACAGACAACGGCCAACUUCAUGAAGUUGCUGUAGAUGAGAAGGAUAAGAAAGAAAAGUACAUCAAAUUCUUGUUUGAACUCAAUGAACUUCCUGAAGCUUUCACAGGGUUACAGAUGGAAAUUACUGGCACGAAUAAUGGAACUAGAUAUUAUGUGAUGGCGGUUACUCCUACCCGACUUUAUUCAUUCACUGGAAUAGGCUCGUUGGAAUCUGUUUUUGCCAGCUAUGCAGAACGUGCAGUUCACUUCAUGGAACUUCCUGGUGAAAUUCCAAACAGGCAAGUCAAUCACUUGGAAAUUGAGCUGCAUUUUUUCAUCAAGCAGAGAAGAGCAAUACAUUUUGCAUGGCUAUCUGGAGCAGGAAUCUAUCAUGGUGGCCUUAAUUUUGGAGCACAACACAGUUUACCAAAUGGGGACGAGAACUUUGUGGAGAACAAAGCUCUCCUGGAUUAUUCUAAGCUAGGUGAAAGUGUGCUGGUCAAACCUAGGUCCCUGGCAGUGUCUGAAUUCCAUUUCCUUCUUCUGGUGGGGAACAAGGUUAAGGUUGUUAAUAGGAUCAGUGAGCAGAUUGUUGAAGAGCUUCAUUUUGAUCAAGUACCUGAUGCAGUUUCAAGUGGGAUUCUAGGUUUAUGCAGUGACGCAUCUGCUGGACUUUUCUAUGCAUAUGACCAGAAUUCCAUCUUUCAGGUGUCGGUGAAUGAUGAAGGUCGGGAUAUGUGGAAAGUGUAUUUAGAAUUGAAGGAAUAUGCUGCGGCUUUGGCAAAUUGUCGUGAUGCCCUACAAAGGGAUCAAGUCUAUCUCGUUCAGGCUGAAGCUGCUUUUACUGCAAAAGAUUUUCUCAGAGCGGCUUCCUUUUACGCAAAGAUUAACUUUGCCUUGUCAUUUGAAGAGAUCACUUUGAAGUUUAUAAGCAUAGGCGAACAGGAUGCCUUGAGGACAUUUUUGUUGCGGAAGCUUGACAAUUUUGCAAAGGAUGACAAGUGUCAAAUAACAAUGAUUUCCACAUGGGCAACUGAGUUAUAUUUAGAUAAGAUUAAUCGACUACUUUUGGAAGAUGACGCUGUGACUGAUUCUUCAAAUUCAGAAUAUCAAUCAAUCAUCACAGAGUUCCGUGCCUUUUUGAGUGACUGCAAAGAUGUAUUGGAUGAGGCUACCACCAUGAAACUGCUGGAAAGCUAUGGCAGAGUUGAUGAAUUGGUUUUCUUUGCUAGUCUUAAGGAACAACAUGAAAUUGUGGUGCAUCAUUAUAUUCAGCUUGGGGAGGCAAAGAAAGCGCUGCGAGUUCUUCAGAAACCUAAUGUUCCUACAGAGCUUCAGUACAAGUUUGCCCCUGACCUUAUCAUGCUUGAUGCAUAUGAAACUGUUGAAGCAUGGAUGAUCACAAAAGACCUGAACCCAAGAAAGCUCAUUCCUGCAAUGAUGCGUUAUUCAAGCGAACCACAUGCAAAGAAUGAAACUCAUGAAGUGAUAAAGUAUCUGGAGUAUUGUGUUCAUCGUUUGCAGAAUGAGGAUCAUGGUGUUCACAAUUUGUUACUCUCUUUAUAUGCCAAGCAGGAGGACGAGAGUGCUCUUUUGCGUUUUCUUCAAUGCAAGUUCGGAAAGGGGCAGCCAAAUGGCCCUGAAUUUUUCUAUGACCCAAAAUAUGCAUUGCGCCUCUGUCUGAAGCAAAAACGGAUGCGUGCAUGUGUCCACAUAUACAGCAUGAUGUCUAUGCAUGAAGAAGCAGUUGCUCUUGCUCUGCAGGUUGAUCCGGAGCUUGCUAUGGCUGAAGCUGAUAAGGUAGAAGAUGAUGAAGAUUUGAGAAAGAAACUUUGGCUUAUGGUUGCCAAGCAUGUCAUUGAACAGGAGAAGGGAACAAAGAGGGAGAACAUCCGAAAGGCCAUAGCUUUUCUCAAGGAAACUGACGGGCUUCUGAAAAUCGAGGAUAUCUUACCUUUCUUUCCUGAUUUUGCAAUGAUUGAUGAUUUCAAGGAAGCAAUAUGCUCAUCUCUGGAGGACUAUAACGAGCAAAUUGAAAAACUCAAACAGGAGAUGAAUGAUGCAACACACGGUGCGGACAACAUAAGGAACGAUAUAAGUGCACUUGCACAAAGAUACGCCGUCAUUAAACGGGAUGAGGAAUGCGGGGUUUGUAGGAGAAAAAUUUUAAAUAUGGCCAUCGAUUAUAGGAUGGCUAGGGCUUAUACUUCAGUUGGAUCUAUGGCUCCUUUCUAUGUCUUCCCGUGCGGACAUUCCUUUCACGCUCACUGCCUGAUUGCCCACGUGACUCGAUGCACUACUGAAGCUCAAGCUGAAUACAUACUGGAUUUGCAAAAGCAGCUGACUUUACUAGGAAAUGAACCGAGGGGAGAAAUGAACGGAGGGUUAACAGACGAGGAACCCAUAACGAGCAUGAGUCCUGCAGAAAAGAUACGGUCACAGCUGGACGAUGCCAUAGCUAGUGAGUGCCCGUUUUGUGGUGAUCUAAUGAUCCGCGAGAUAUCUUUGCCUUUUAUACUUGCGGAGGAAGUUGACGAAGUCGAGUCGUGGGAAAUAAAGCCACAGAACAUUGGGACUCAGAAGAGCAUAUCAUUAAGUGCAUGAUCUAAUUCUUUGCUUGAACCCUGCUAGGGAAAAACAGAGGGCACAAUUUACGAGUUGGCUAAAGAGAUGUACCACAUUUGUUAAGUCUCUCUCUCUCUCUAUGUGUGUUGAUUUUAUGCUCCAUUUCCUCUGUUUUCCCUCCCAAUUUCGUUUCUAGUACAUGAUACGUUUAUUUGUUGGGUGAUUUUCCCAGGAGAUAUAGGAUAUGACAGUUGUAUGAGGCCCAUUCGUUGUGAUGCACACACCCCAUGUGUGUUUUAUGUGUGUGUGUGUGUAGAUUUUUCUUCUUAUUUUCCCACUGAUCUCGAAGUUUGCUGAAAAUGUGCCCAUAUAGUGUUUUUCUACUUUCCAGCGACAUUUCUGAAUGGUGUAGAAUGCAUAUAAACUUAUUUUUCUCUGGUUGUUAUAAUAAUAAUAAUACAUAAACUGUCUCUAUAUAUAAAUGCAUAGUUUUUCGAGCAUGUGUAUCAAAUUUUUGUAAUUCUAUGUGUUGAGUUUUG